AUGGCCUCCAACACCGCCCAGAUCGUGGACGGCAACGCCAUUGCCAAGGAGAUCCGCCAGUCGCUCCACAAGACCAUUGGCGACCUCCAGGCCCAGAACCCCACUUUCCAUGAGCCGGUUCUCAACAUCUUCCAGCUCGGCUCCAACCCUGCUUCGUCGACCUACAUCCGCAUGAAGCUCAAGGCUGCCGAGGAGUCUGGCAUGAAGGUCAAGCACAUCCAGGUCCCCUCGGAUGCCGAGGUUGAGGGUGCUGCCCCUGGCCAGGGUGUUGCCAAGCUCCUCGAGCUCGUCCAGAAGGCCAACUCUGACGACUCGGUUGCCGGUAUCCUUGUCCAGCUCCCCCUCGAGGGUGCCUCCAAGGAGGCCGAGAAGGAGGUUGUUGACGCUGUUGACGUCUCCAAGGACGUUGACGGCUUCCACCCCGAGAACAUUGGUCUCCUCUCGAGCCGCAUCUCGGAGCCCUGGUUCACCCCUUGCACCCCCGCUGGUAUCCUCCGCCUCAUCGACUCGACCGGCUUUGACCUCGAGGGCGCCAACGUUGUUGUCCUUGGCCGUUCGGACAUUGUCGGCUCGCCCGUCUGCGCUCUCCUCCGCAAGCGCAACGCCACCGUCACCCAGUGCCACUCGCGCACCCAGGGCAUUGACCAGAUCAUCAAGAACGCCGACGUCGUUGUUGCUGCCAUUGGCCAGGCCCAGUUCGUCAAGGGUGACUGGAUCAAGCCCGGUGCCGUUGUCAUUGACGUUGGUACCAACUUUAUCCCCGACGCCACCAAGAAGUCUGGCCAGCGCAUGGUCGGCGACGUCGACUUUGAGGGUGCCUCCAAGGUCGCCUCGUUUGUCACCCCCGUCCCCGGUGGUGUUGGCCCCAUGACCGUUGCCAUGCUCAUGAACAACACCUACCUCGCCGCCAAGCGCCAGUGGGAGAAGAGCCGUGAGCGCAAGUUCACCACCCUCCCCCUCCAGCUCAAGGAGGACGUCCCCUCGGACAUUGAGAUUGCCGUUGCCCAGACCCCCAAGCCCGUGGCCGACAUUGCCCGCGAGAUGGGUGUCCAGGCCGACGAGAUUGAGUCGUACGGCAAGUACAAGGCCAAGCUCGAGCUCUCGAUCCUCCAGCGUCUUUCUAGCCGCAAGGACGGCAAGUACAUUGUUGUCGCCGGUAUCACCCCCACUCCCCUCGGUGAGGGCAAGUCGACCACUACCAUUGGUCUUGCCCAGGCCCUCGGUGCCCACCUCGACAAGGUUGCCAUUGCCUGUGUCCGUCAGCCCUCGCAGGGCCCCACUUUCGGUGUCAAGGGUGGUGCCGCCGGUGGUGGUUACUCGCAGGUCAUCCCCAUGACCGAGUUCAACCUCCACCUUACCGGUGACAUCCACGCCGUCACCGCCGCCAACAACCUGCUCGCUGCCGCCAUUGACGCUCGCAUGUUCCACGAGUCGACCCAGUCGGACAAGGGUCUCUUCAACCGCCUCUGCCCCCCCAAGAAGGGCGUGCGCUCGUUCUCCAAGCCCAUGCUUAUCCGUCUUGAGAAGCUCGGCAUCACCAAGACCAACCCCGCCGACCUCACCGAGGAGGAGGCCGCCCGCUUUGCCCGUCUCGACAUUGACCCUGCCACCAUCACCUGGAACCGUGUCAUUGACUGCAACGACCGUUACCUCCGCAAGAUCACUGUUGGCCAGGCCCCCACCGAGAAGGGCUUCUCGCGCGAGACCCAGUUCGACAUUGCCGUCGCCUCCGAGGUCAUGGCCGUCCUUGCCCUUUCCAAGGACCUCCGCGACAUGCGUGACCGUCUCGGCCGCAUGGUCGUUGCCUCGUCCAAGAACGGCGACGCCAUCACCGCCGAGGACAUUGGCUGUGCCGGUGCCAUGGCCGUCCUCAUGAAGGACGCCAUCAAGCCCACUAUCAUGCAGACCCUCGAGGGCACCCCCGUCCUCGUCCACGCCGGUCCCUUCGCCAACAUUGCCCACGGCAACUCGUCGAUCAUCGCCGACCGCAUUGCCCUCAAGCUCGCUGGUGUUGAGGAGGGUGACGACGAGUCGCGCAACGGCUACGUCAUCACCGAGGCCGGUUUCGGUGCCGACAUUGGUAUGGAGAAGUUCUGCAACAUCAAGACUCGUGUUUCGGGCCUUACCCCCAACGCCGUCGUCCUCGUUGCCACCAUCCGUGCCCUCAAGAUGCACGGUGGCGGUCCCCCCGUCUCGCCCGGCAAGGUCCUUGACGCCGUCUACUCGUCGGAGAACCUCGAGCUCCUCGAGAAGGGUUGCGCCAACCUCGGCAAGCACAUUGAGAACGCCAAGAAGUUUGGCCUCAAGGUCGUUGUCGCCAUCAACGGCUUCACCUCGGACACCCCCGCCGAGAUGGAGCUCGUUCAGAAGUACUCGCUCUCGGUCGGUGCCGACUACGCCGUCCCCUCGAACCACUGGGCCAAGGGUGGUGAGGGUGCCGUCGAGCUCGCCAAGGCUGUCAUCGAGGCGUGCAAGGACGAGUCCGAGUUCAAGUUCCUCUACGACGUCAACCUCCCCCUCGAGGAGAAGAUGAACAUUAUCGCCAAGGAGAUGUACGGUGCCGACGGCGUCGAGCUCUCGCCCGAGGCCAAGGAGGAGGUCGCCCGCUACACCCGCCAGGGCUACUCUGCCCUGCCCAUCUGCAUGGCCAAGACUGCCCUCUCGCUCUCGGACGACCCCAACCGCAAGGGUGUGCCCACUGGCUUCACCUUGCCCAUCCGCAACGUCCGUCUCUCGGCCGGCGCUUCGUUCGUCUACCCCCUCGUCGGCGACAUGUCCACCAUGCCCGGCCUCACCACCCGCCCGGGCUUCUACGACAUUGACCUCACCGAGGACGGCGAGAUUGUCGGUCUCUUCUAA
Apiotrichum porosum is the source of this 2859-nucleotide messenger RNA. RefSeq names its product tetrahydrofolate synthase (gene ADE3). Gene Ontology annotation, molecular function: ATP binding; methylenetetrahydrofolate dehydrogenase (NADP+) activity; methenyltetrahydrofolate cyclohydrolase activity. Lineage: Eukaryota; Fungi; Basidiomycota; Tremellomycetes; Trichosporonales; Trichosporonaceae. The record is from RefSeq and is a predicted model, not a curated record. Gene Ontology annotation, cellular component: cytosol. The coding region runs from base 1 to 2859 and encodes 952 amino acids. The transcript is spliced from 2 exons. Gene Ontology annotation, biological process: tetrahydrofolate interconversion.